CUAUAGACAUUUGUGAAGGAGUAAGACCAGAAAUUUGCAAGGGUACAUCGGUACAUUUUGCAAAUCUUUUAAAGAGAUGUUGGGAUAAAGAUCCAGAAAAGAGACCGUCAGCAUUAGAAAUUCAAGAAACUAUUAGGGGCUGGAGAAAUAAUUCAGACAUUCUAUCUAAAUUUUUAAAAUAG
This is a messenger RNA of Dentiscutata heterogama, 182 nucleotides long. The record is from the annotation of a GenBank genome assembly. Lineage: Eukaryota; Fungi; Glomeromycota; Glomeromycetes; Diversisporales; Gigasporaceae.